Messenger RNA from Populus euphratica (Euphrates poplar), 1434 nucleotides. RefSeq names its product trihelix transcription factor GT-3b-like. The record is from RefSeq and is a predicted model, not a curated record. NCBI's taxonomy places the organism in Eukaryota, Viridiplantae, Streptophyta, Magnoliopsida, Malpighiales, Salicaceae. The transcript has 2 exons. Bases 109 to 1005 code for a protein of 298 amino acids.
CAGCAAAUUCACACGCUUUCGCUUUCGGCUUCCACUAAAAAUAAAUAAAAAGCAGCACGGUAGAUUCAGAUAGCUUUCCUUAUAUAACCCUAAUACGACACCAUAAAGAUGAUGUUUCGCAGUGGAGGAGGAGAAGGAGACGUUGGGCUAGGGUGGAUAAACAUGAUGCCAACAGCGGCGAUCCUAAGUCCAACGACGGAGAUCUCCCCGAGGGGUCCGCCACCGCAACAUCCGCAGUGGGGACUGCAAGAAACGAAGGAGUUAAUUGGUAUUAGAGCGGAGUUGGAGAAGGAUUUUACAGUGACAAAGAGGAACGAGACGUUAUGGGAAAUAGUGAGUGCUAAAAUGAGAGAGAAAGGGUACUACCGAAGGACACCUGAACAAUGCAAGUGCAAGUGGAAUAACCUCGUCAGUCUUUACAAGGUAAAAGAGACAUCUGAUUCCGAGACUGGCCGGCAAUGCCCGUUCUUUGAGGAACUGCAUGAGGUGUUCACUGAAAGAGCCAAGAACAUGCAGCGACUACUUCUUGAAUCCGAGGCAGGUUCCACCCAGUCAAGGAAGAAAGUGAAAAGAAUAAAUGGAGAUCGAUCCUCUGAUGAAUUAUCAGAAGAUGUGGAUGAGGAUGAAAGUGAGGAGGAGAAGCCAGCUAGAAACAAUUCUAGGAGAAGGAAGGGUGAAAAAAAUGUGGCGGAGAAGUCUCCAAGAGCAAGCAGUAGUUUUGGUGGUGUUCAAGAAAUGCUCAAGGAGUUCUUCCAACAGCAACAGAAGAUGGAGAUGCAGUGGAGGGAGUUGAUGGAAAAGCGUGCUCAUGAGUGGCAGAUGUUGGAGCAGGAAGGGCGACGGUCAAUGGAUAAGCUCGAGAGGGAGAGAUUAGUGAUCGAGCAGGCCUGGAGGGAGAGAGAAGAACAGAGGAGGAUAAGAGAAGAGAGCAGGGCCAAGCGAAGAGAUGCCCUGCUGACAGCCCUUUUGAAAAAACUCGCCAGUGAAAAUGCCAUGCAAGACUGACUAACAGGUCGAGAACAUUUCUCAAAGAUUCACCUUUCAAUUGCUUUUAAUUUUAUGGUUUGUUUAGGGUAGCCAAGAUUACAAGUUCGGAUUGUGGUUGAAGAAUAGAUAAAUGGUAAAACUGCAUGAGAGGAUGGAGAAUAUCAGAGAGAAGAAAAAAAUGUGGAAAAACUACACCAAAAGACUGUUGGAGGAACUCGUUUUGCUGAGUUGGGUAUCAGCUAAUGUCUGGAGAAAUUCUUUGAUGUGUUCGAGCGGAGAAGCUAUACAUCAUGUAUUCAUUCAUUCAUAUGUUUGCAGCUCUCUGGAACGAAAUGUUUUUAGAAACAGGUUAUACCUCCAUACAAUUUUCUGCUCUGGAGAAGAUAGAACUGGAAAUGAUUGGAACAUUAUUUACAAUGAUUAUAUAUUAUUUUUAUGUUUGGCUGG